Molecule: messenger RNA, 2502 nt
Organism: Symbiodinium natans
Lineage: Eukaryota; Dinophyceae; Suessiales; Symbiodiniaceae
Source: the annotation of a GenBank genome assembly
AUGUCGUCAGUUGGAGAUGAGCCGCUUCGAGAAGCCAUGGCAGAGCUGUCCAAGAAGUUGGGGCUCUUCGAGAGGGUGCGGCACGUCUGCAACGCGGUGGAGAUUCCGUUGCCGGGCGUGGUCGUCGUGGGCGAGCAGUCUGCCGGGAAGUCCUCCCUGCUUGAGAGCAUUUCCGGCAUCCAGUUCCCCCGUUCCCAGAACACGUGCACGAGGAUGCCUUGUGUGCUCACCAUGCUGACGGAUCCUGCAACAGAUGACCCUUAUGCGCUUGUGUCCAUGGAUCCGAGCUUUGAGGAUGCUGGUCCAUGCCCGGUCAUGCAGGUCGAGGGCAAGAUCAAGCAGCUGACCGAGAAGCAUGCGACUGGUGACGACUUCAUCUCAAAGCAGGCACUCUUCGUUCGAGUGGUACGCAAAGAAGGACCUCAGCUGUCUUUGAUUGACCUUCCUGGCGUGACCCACAAUGCAGAGUGUAUGGAGAACAUACAUGAGGUGACCGUGGCACUGGUGGAGGAGUACAUAAAGCCAGACGAGAUGGUGAUUCUUUGCGUGAUCCCUGCCAUGUCGGACUUUGGGAAUGCUGAGGUGGUGAAGCUUGCAAAGAAGUACGAUCCAGAUGGGAUUCGCACGCUUGGUGUGGUCACCAAGUGUGACGAUGCAGCUCAUGCUGAAGCAUCCGAUGUUGUCGAGAAGGUGUUGAUGAGGCGAGAGACAGAUAUGCGACUGCAGCUGGGGUUUCACUGCGUGGUGAACCGCUCGCAGAAGAACAUUGACGAAGGCAUGAGCCGGGUGGACUUAUGGAACAAGGAGAAGAAGAUCUUUAGCAGCGAGCGCCUGCGAAGCCUUCCAGAAGACUACUGGGGCACCCGUCGCCUUAUGGAAAAGAUCGCCAAGAUCCAGGAGGACAGGGUCGAUGCCUGCUUGCCGAAGAUCAGGGAGGCCGUGCGGCAGAAGACGGUGGCUCUCAGAAAUCAGCUCCGGGACUUGCCAGAACAGACGGAAACUGAAGCAGACCAGUUCCGCGUGUUCAACACCACCCUCAAUGACAUCAAGAGUGACUUAGAGAGGCGUGUUCGUGCUGAGUUCAUGAGCACGGAGGAAGCAGACCGAGAACUCACCAUCGCCCCACGGGUUGCCGGUAUGAUCCAAGAGUUUCGCCAGGAGUUGCUGUCGAGCAAUCCAAGCUGGCUAGGGGAACAGAUGAUCACUGAGGUGGAGGACACGGUGGCCACGUUUGUGCGCGGCUACACUGUGGACAACUUGACUGGUCCGCAGGUCUUCGUGAACCUGAUCAAGCGGGUUUUCGUGGAAGAGGGGCUCUUGAAGGAUGCCGUUGGUGAUCUGGUCUCCACUGUGGCGGAACACCUGCGCACGGUGGUGCAGCAUGUGGUGUCCAUGCACGCCAACAGCAGCGCGGUGCUGGCCAAUCGUCUCUCCGUCAAGGCCGAGGAUUGUGUUGAUAGCCUCAUGGCCCAAGCGCGUGACGUUUGUGAGACGAUGGCAGAGGCACAGCAGGUGACAUCCACCACGCAUGGUGAGUACAUGGUCAGGCUGACACAGUUUCGGAAGUCUUGGCUACACCAAAAGGCCGACAGCAUGAAGAAGACGAUCGCGGAAGCCCUCAUGGGCACCAAAGCCUUUGAUGAGCAGGAGCUUCCACCCGAAUUCGUCGAGGUUGUCCAGAAAGCGCAGUAUGAGCCUGACAAGCUUGCGGUGCUUGAAAUCUGCGCCUCCUUGCAUGUGUACACCGGCUUUCUGAUUGAAGGGUUUGUGGAGAUGGCAGCUAAGAUGGUCAAGUUCAAGAUGGUCGAGCAGUUGAGCAAAAAGCUGGAACAGAAGUGGCGAGAGGAGCUCGGUGGAAGCAACCUUCAGGAACUCUUCCCGAAGGACAACGUGAUCUUGCUUCGAAGACAAGACCUGCAACACAAGAUGGCCACCUUGGAGGAUUUCAAGGAACAGCUUUCGCGACUCAAGGUGGCAAUCGCACCGGCCGCAGCACGGAGGACGACUGCGGACAAGAUGCGGGCAGCUGAGGCCAAGCAGGCGAUGUCCGGAGUGCCCACACCCCUUCGAGCAAAGAGUCCGGGCAAGACCGCCCCAAAUCUUGGCAGGAAGUGUGGGCCUGAUGCCGAAGGAACUGCUGGAUCCCAGAGCGGUCGCUGCUACACCUGGCAUUUUGCAUCGCAGUUGGCCCUAUUGACGUCAACACGAAUCAAGCCACACCAGCGUCCCAAGAUCGAAAGCGACACUUUCAUGAUGGAUGGCUUGGAGUGUCAGCUCGUCUUGUGGCCUUUUGGUCGUCCCAAGGUAUCUUCUAAGGGCCAGGCAGCUCUCUACCUCUCGGCCGACGAAGACUGCGUGAUUGAAUUCAGCUUGAAAGCGGGUGAGGAGGACGGAUCCGACUUUGUCAAAGAGUUCGGCGAAACAGAAGCUGGAGCUUCUGAUUUCGCAGCCUGCGACAGCCUAAAGGGCCUAGAGUCGGUGACAGUCUCCUUGCUGCAAUAG